This is a messenger RNA of Sceloporus undulatus (fence lizard), 1677 nucleotides long. Its product is annotated as phospholipid scramblase 1-like. The record is from RefSeq and is a predicted model, not a curated record. The transcript is spliced from 10 exons. NCBI's taxonomy places the organism in Eukaryota, Metazoa, Chordata, Lepidosauria, Squamata, Phrynosomatidae. Gene Ontology annotation, biological process: plasma membrane phospholipid scrambling. Gene Ontology annotation, cellular component: plasma membrane. Bases 354 to 1241 code for a protein of 295 amino acids. Gene Ontology annotation, molecular function: phospholipid scramblase activity.
GGCAGGAUCCGCUCACGUCCUAUGCAGGAACGGCUGGAUCUGCAGAUAACCCAGUAAGGGAUCAGCCCAGCCUGUCUUUCUCUCCCUCUGGCCCCUGUGUUGCCUUUCCUCCACCCACAUCCGCUGGUUGUUUACUUCUUGCUCCUCCUCGCCUGCCUCCUCUUCAAGCCAGAGGCUCCAGAUUCCUUGCCUCCCACCAUUGGGUUGAGAGAGAGUGACUCGUCCAGAUCGCCAAGUCAAAGCCACAGAAACAUUUUUAUUCUAAAUCUUGGAAAUGGAAUCAAUGGACUCUAAAUCUGUACCACCACCUCCAGCAUAUUCUGGACCAGGUUAUCCAGCUGCACAAGCCCAAUAUGGAUUUCCCCAGUACAUGCCUGGAUCUGCUAUUCCAGAAUAGUGAUUCCCCCCCCCCAAUUUUCCCAGGUCAGCAGAUGGCUGUCACAGUCCAAGAUCAGCUGAAUACACCUGGGCCUGUAAUUUGGAUGCCAAUACCACCUCCAAUUCCCAAAUGCCCACCAGGAUUGGAAUAUUUAAGUCAGAUUGAUCAGAUAUCAAUUCAGCAGCAGAUUGAGCUCAUGGAAAUGAUAAGUGGCUUUGAAACUUGCAACAGAUAUGAAGUCAAAAACUCUCUGGGGCAGAUGAUGUACUUUGCAGCUGAGGAAAAUGAUGACUUCACUUUGAAUAUGUAUGGACCAUUGCGGUCAUUCACCAUAAAACUCUUUGACAGUAGAAGCCAACCAGUCAUGCAAUUAUCAAGAGCUUUUCACUGUUCCAUUUGCUGCUGCCCUUGUGUUUGCUGCUUGCAAGAGCUGGAAGUUCAGGCCCCACCAGGCACAGUCAUUGGCUAUGUUAAACAGAAGUGGCACCCCUGUUUGCCUAAAUUUGUUAUCCAAAAUGAGGCCAGGGAAGAUGUACUUAAAAUGGCUGGUCCUUGUGUUCCAUGCCGCUGUUUUGAGAAUAUUCAUUUUGAGGUGAAGGCAUUGGAUGGGAAAUCUACUGUUGGAACAAUUUCUAGACAAUGGGGAGGAUUUGCAAGAGAGGCUGCUACAGAUGCUAGCAUCUUUGGAAUCAAUUUUCCAAUGGACCUUGAUAUUAAAACGAAAGCAAUUGUGAUUGGGGCUUGCUUCCUUCUGGAUUUCAUGUUUUUUGAAAGGAAAGGAAACAGGAACAGACGAGGCAGGACAACUGGACUCCACGGUGCUCAUAGACAUCGGGGUGCUCACAGGCGUCACAGGCAUUAACUCAGAAAUAGCCCUGUGUAUCACUGAGGUGAAGAGAGAGGAACUAGCCCAAGGCAGAACUUGGAUUUCUCACGUCCCAAACCAACAUUAUACCUGCUAUGCUAUGCUGGCUCUUCUAUGUAAUAUCUGUACAAGUCUUUACUGUAAUUCUUUUGAAGCUAAGGAGAGCAGACCCCAAAAGUAAAUCUGCUUUCCCUUGCUUUAAGUGCCAUAUUGCUUCAUUUUGGGGAAAAGAAAUGUUUAACCACACGAGGAGUAAAGCAGUGCCAAAAGCUCAAGAGAUUUUUCUUUUAUCUGCUUGCUACAAAAUAACCCCAUUUAUUUCUCUGUUCAUAAAUCUAGGCUUUGAAAGUAUUAUAAGAUUUUCAGCUUAGAAUGUGUUAUUUAAUUCCUUCUGGUUUGGAUAAAACUAUUACAUAAAACAUUUAUAACAUGA